Molecule: messenger RNA, 336 nt
Organism: Peniophora sp. CBMAI 1063
Lineage: Eukaryota; Fungi; Basidiomycota; Agaricomycetes; Russulales; Peniophoraceae
Source: the annotation of a GenBank genome assembly
AUGACUUCGCAAUCUGAUGUCACUGCGGGCUUGACCUUGCCUCCGCAGGGAGACGUAGUGAAUGCACUGACCGACACUGUUACGCACGCACUCGUCCAGUUGGAGGUUCACGUCACCGAUAUGAAUAACUUGGUGCGGUCGACGUUAUCGGGCGACAGGGAUUCACUGGCCCUCUCUCAACUCGAGCGAGAGAUUGCUAGACUCCAUGACACCCUACGAUACGAGAUGCGCGCUGUCGAUAUGACGCUCAAGGUGGGGUUGGCCGCGCUGCGCGAGACAGAAUUGUCAGCGGUGCCUGAUGGCCUUGAAGGCGGCGCGCCGUCUCCUCCCACCUAA